Molecule: messenger RNA, 866 nt
Organism: Sorex fumeus (smoky shrew)
Lineage: Eukaryota; Metazoa; Chordata; Mammalia; Eulipotyphla; Soricidae
Gene: RNF208
Product: ring finger protein 208
Exons: 1
Coding region: 19-735 (238 amino acids)
Biological process (GO): protein ubiquitination
Molecular function (GO): ubiquitin protein ligase activity
Source: RefSeq, a predicted model, not a curated record
GUCACCAGAGAAGGCCGGAUGCCCGCUGACCCGGGGCCGGAGGCGGGCAGCGGCUGGCCGGGCCUCCUCAUGUCCUGCCUGAAGGGCCCCCAUGUCCUCCUGAAGAUGGAGGCCAUGAAGAUCGUGCACCCCGAGAAGUUCCCCGAGCUGCAGGCCGCCCCCUGCCCGGCCCUGGCCCCCAAGCGGGCCUGGCCCUCCGACACCGAGAUCAUCGUCAACCAGGCGUGCGGGGCGGACGUGCCGGCGCUGGAGGGGGCGCGCACGCCGCCCCUGCCCCGCCGGCCGCGCCCGGGCAGCGCGGAGCCGGGCGCAGGCGAGGUCAUCGCCAACCAGUACGCGGGGGCGCCCGCGGCGCCGGCCGGCGAGCCUCUGGAGUGCCCCACGUGCGGGCACACGUACAACGCGGCGCAGCGGCGGCCGCGCGUGCUGUCCUGUCUGCACUCGGUGUGUGAGCAGUGCCUGCAGAUCCUCUACGAGUCCUGCCCCAAGUACAAGUUCAUCUCCUGCCCCACCUGCCGCCGCGAGACUGUGCUCUUCACCGACUACGGCCUGGCCGCGUUGGCCGUCAACACGUCCAUCCUCAGCCGCCUGCCCCCCGAGGCGCUCGCCGCCCCCGCGGGGGGCCCCUGGGGGGGCGAGCCGGAGGGCAGCUGCUACCAGACCUUCCGGCAGUACUGCGGUGCCGCCUGCGCCUGCCACGCUCGGAACCCGCUCUCCGCCUGCUCCAUCAUGUAGCGCUGCGCCCGCCACCGCCGGCCUGUCUGCGCGCCGCCCGCCGCCUCCCCACCCACCACAGCUUCUGGCCCCCAGCCGCGUGGCGUUCUCGCUGCCACCAGCUCUGCCAUUAAAACUCUUUGCCAAAGUUU